UCGCAGGGCGGCGGGGCGAGAGAAGAAUCAGAGCGCAAGAAAGGAGAACGCAGUUUCGUCGGAAGCGAACGGUGCCUCCCUUUUCCUUGCAGGCUGAGAAUCUCCAGAGAGCGAUUGUGUGCUUUUGCCGGCGGAUGGGCCUCGGGUCUCCAGAGGGGAGACAAAGACGGAGGGACGAAAGGCAACACGACGGGGACAAUGCAUCCGUGGGGAGAAAGAAAGAAAAGAAGGAAACGAGAAGAUAAGGAGAGACCGAGACGGCUAGGAAAGCGACUUCGUUUUUCCCCUUCGUAGAUGCUCCCGUUCGCCGCGAUCUUCUCGUCCUUUGUCUUUCGUCUUCCCCCUCUUUCUCGGCUCCGAUUGUCCACAGCCACGUAGUGUCCUCUCUGUUUUCUUGCCGCAAAGGCUGCGUGUGCCGAUAGGGCGUCAGUUUUUUGUUUCCUUCUCCCUGUCGCAACAUGUCUCUCGGAAGAGCUCUCUCGACCUCGACAUCUCUGUCCUGUGAGAUGCACUGCAGAGGCUGCGUCAACGUCGCUCGACGCACUCUCUUCCUCCCUUCUUCUCCUUCUUCUUCUCUUCCUCUUUCGUCUUGUGCUUCAGCCCAGAGUCUGUGUGUCUCUUCGUUGUGUCCUGCCGCUUCUCGCUGUGUUAUGCCGCAGCUUCGGGGGAUCCCUGCCUCCUCCCCUCCAGCAUCGGCUGUCGACUCGAGUCUGUCUCCUUCUCCGUCUUACGUCUCUCCCUCUCUGUGGCCGAGUUGCUCUCCUUCGCCUUUCUUCCGGAAUUCUCUCCUCGCUGCCUCGAGUUCUCCCGCCUCGUCUUGUGCUCUCCGGUUCUCUUCUGUCUCUCACCCGCGGUUGGCAGCUAGCCGCGAUGCGGAGGGGCGCACAUCCACAAACUCUUCUUCUGUGUCGCCUUCAACCUCUUCCAAAGAGGCUGUCUUUCUUCGUUCCUUCGAGAGCCGCUACGGGGCCUUGAGGCAGGAAGAUCGCCUGAAAAUUCUCGCGGAAAAGCGGAAAGAAAUCCUCGAUCUCUCGCCGCUGCCUUGGGAGAGAUUUCGGCCGGUGAACUUGGACGCAGAGCUUGCAGGUCAGCGUGAAGAGGAGAAGCGACGGGAGGAACGACGCGCGAGUCGCAGGGACGAACUGGAGCGGGACAAACCUGCUCAUUUGAGGAGACACAAAGUCAAGGCCCAACGCCUGAGACAGGAAGAAGACGACGACCACUACAUCACGUCGGCAAAUUUCUCGGAGCCCGUGGAACUUCUCAGCCUAGCGGAAGAUCUGCACAAAGCAGAGAUCUACACACAGACGACGGAGAAACUCGAAAAGCAGUGGCCUGCGGCGGGAGGCGUCGCAAAGGGCAUCCAAGGCGACCAGUUCUUCGACGUCAUGGCGGCCGCCGUCAGAGAAGAUCUGCAAGAUCAGAGUCGGCCGGUGCUGGUGAACGAACUCACCGACCACGAAAAUCCGUACUGCAUGAAGAGAGAGGCACUUCGUCGCCUUGUGCUGCACGCGUGUACUCGGAACUGUCUCGACGAAACGUUGACUGACACGCUGCUCGAUAGGCGUGCUGACCUCCAGAGGCUCCGAAGCAAAGCCCGCCUUCCGCCCGAGGUGUUGGAGCCUCUGGCAGCGUUUGUGGGAAUCACACGAUUUUCCUUUGACCGAAGAGCACGUCUGAAUCAAAAGGUGACGGCAGUGCAGCAUGCAUUGCGACAGAUUUCUCUUGACGGCGUGAACACGGCGGAACUGGCAGAAGGGCAGGACGAACCGACGAUGGACGCUGAAAAGGUUGAGGCAGUUUUGAGUGUGCUGCCCGAAAACUUCCCUUCAGACGCACUCCAUCCUCACCACCCUUUCCGGAACCACUUUGGGUUCGAGUCUUCUGUACCAUACGGAGUCGUCGGGUCGAUAUCGAUGGGGAAAGGCCGGAAGAAAAUCGAAAAGGAACUCGCAAGGCUUCGAUAUCCGACUCUCCAGCGCGUCGCCCACUCUCUGCCGAAGGAUUUGAAAUAUCGAGAGAGCGUCGCUCACGCCAUUCGCGUUCUUGAACGAUCUCGUGGAUGGGAUUUUGAAAGUAAAGUAAAGGCCGUCAACGCUCUCGUAGAAGUCUGGAACCGGCUGGCGCCAGGGAGAACAUACGAGAAGAUUCUGAACCACGCGUUCCCUGUCUUCAGAGGAAGAGGAAUGGUGAAGAAGACUCGUUCAAGGGCCGCGGUCUUCAAUAAAGGAUUGAAAUAUAUUCGUUCUCUCACAACGCAGAAGCCUCUCCACGCACGACUACAGAAAAAGAAAUGAGAAAGGAACUAGGACGAGCACCGAAGAGUGCUUGUUCGCUCCAUUGUCUCCUUUUGCUAAUCCAGCAGAAAAUGAAACGUUAUACACCAGAGAGAAAGAGAGUGGCGAAAGCAGGUUCAAGAGGCGAUGCAGUCAUGGUCGUGCUGGAGCACUUCUUCGUGGGUAAAAACAGCCCACGAGCAGAUUUUUCUUCGUGCUUUUCUCUAUUCCUGCCUAGAUACAUGCAUCUGCAAAUACGCGCAUGCACUGCAGAAAAGACGUGUUUCCCAGCAGCGAACCCUUGA
This is a messenger RNA of Toxoplasma gondii ME49, 2581 nucleotides long. RefSeq lists its product as hypothetical. The transcript has 12 exons. Lineage: Eukaryota; Apicomplexa; Conoidasida; Eucoccidiorida; Sarcocystidae. The coding region runs from base 459 to 2297 and encodes 612 amino acids. The record is from RefSeq and is a predicted model, not a curated record.